GUACCUUUAUCUUAUCAGCCGCUAUCCAGCCCAUUGAUCAAACUCGAACACAAUUAGUCUUGAAUGUAUGAAAUUGAGCUUGUAGGCGCUUGUCUUAUUGGUCGAUGAUUCCCAGGAAUUCGAUCACGUGAACGAAUCGCUACGUACGAUUGGUCGUCCAAUCAAGCUGCAUUACGUGUGCGCCAACGUGGGAUACACCUGCCGACAGCAGUGAUCAAAUCUGACAGUAUUUAUUCGCUGUUUGAUGGGCAUGAAGCGUUCGCCUCUUGUUGUCACGCCGGCGUUUUGACGGAUUCGCCACAACGUCGGGCCAGGCCCUCGCUCAAGUGUCAGCGCCUGUUGUUACAACACAAAUCACAUUUGCGGCGCGUGAAGUGCCAAAUCUGUAAACAAAUGUCAGCUCACCUUCCGCAGCCCGCACAAUGUACUGCAAGUUACACCGAUGCGUCUGCGUAUCUCGGCGUCGCAUACUCCUCGUCUCUGCAGCAUCAAGCUCACCAUAUGGACAACAGUCCGCCACACUUCCCUCACGUCCAGAGGCCUGCCUCGUUAUCGUACCGACAGCAAUUCGUCGCACAGCAGCUGGUAAAAUCGCCGACCGUCUCGAUGCCUGCAAGCGGUGCACAGAGCGAGAUGGAUGGCGACGAGCUGAACAAGUACAAGGAAGCCAUUUAUGCGCAUCCUCUCUUCUCACUUCUGGAGCUUCUCCUACAGAAAUGCGAACUAGCCACGACGACGUGUUCGGAGCAAGGCAAAGACGGCUCGCCCGACUACACGCGUCAAACCGUCAAUGACGAAAUCUCCGCCUUUGCCGAGAAAAUACAGUGUAGUGUUCCCUAUUACUCACCUCGACCCGAUGUCGAUACGUUUAUGGUACAAGCCGUUCAGACUCUGAGGUUUCAUCUCAUGGAAUUGGAAAAGGUUCAUGAGCUGUGCCACAGUUUCUGUGAGAGAUAUGUCAGUUGUUUGAAGGGAAAGAUGCCCAUGGAUCUGGCCAUCAGUAGUGAGAGAGAUUUCAGUACUUUGGCAUCGACAUCGACCACAUUGGCAGCAGAAGAGUCUGCAGUUUCUUCCGAAAGACUGACUGGACAAGAUGAGGCAUCACCCGACUUUCUGACUGACCAACAAAUGUUGGGAUCUGGUACACCAACGACUCCUUCUGAUGGAGGCAUGCAAGAUAGUGGCCCAUUUGAAUUUGGAGGAAUUGUUGUUGAAAGUUCCAGGGCUCUAACAUCAUCUAGCGAAACAGCCUCAGCCUCCGGCAUUACAACCAUGACUGUGGGGCAUGACCAAAGGACAGCAUCAAUAAGUGGAACAGGAAGUGAUAUGAGUCACGAAUGUGCAGAUGAGGUCUUAGCAAAGGACAAAAGCAAGACGAAAAAACGAGGAAUUUUUCCAAAAUCUGCAACCAAUGUUAUGAAAGCAUGGCUCUUCCAACAUUUAGCGCAUCCCUAUCCUUCCGAAGAUCAGAAAAGGCAGUUGUCUCAAGAGACAGGCCUCACUAUUCUGCAAGUGAAUAACUGGUUUAUUAAUGCUCGAAGAAGAAUCGUUCAACCUAUGAUCGAUGCAUCAAAUCGUGCUGGUAAGCCACCUGUUUUAUCAUCAUUGAAAUUACAUGGAGGGAACACUCAUGACCCAGGAAGCCCGUCCGGUAUGUCAAUGACAGGAAUACCUCACUUGCCACCAGCUCACUCUAUAGCCACAUCUCCCUCUAUACCAAUUAAUAGAGAUGAACAGUUCAUGGCUCCUACCAUGAUGCCACAAGCAGCCAUUCCCCACCAUGCUGUAAUGCCCAUGACUAAUCUGCAACCACCACUUAGACAAGACAGUAAUGCUCACCUUCCUCUCACUCAUCUUCCUCCUAUGCAUCCUCAUCUUCCUCCACUGCACCUCCCACAUCAAGGAAUGGUGAGUGGCCAACCAGGUAUGAUACAUGCUGCGAUGUCACCACCUGCAAUGCCACAAGCUGCAUACCCUGGAAUGAUGCCCGAACAUGCCUUGGCUCCCCAGUCGAUGUGUGUGCCAUGUCCUCAAUCUCAACCAAUGCAGCCUCCUGCUUUGGCCAUGAUGCCGCCUCCUCAACAAGCUGUUCCAUUGAACACAAUGAUUUCCCCAACUCAUACUGUCACAGCUCCUUCUGGUGCAUUGGUUCCCUUGCCGGCGAUGCACCAGCUGGGUGCUCAACAUAAUGUCAUUCCUCAAGGCUACCAUGUGGUAGCAUCUUCGCCUCACCUCACCUAUUAUUCCGACCAUGCCACAAUGAUGGUCGAGCAUCCUCAGCAGCAACAGUAACGACAGGUUUGAAGAUCAGAAUUUUUGUUCUAAAGUUGGUGUUAUAACUUUGAAGCUGUAGAUGAGCCAACUGAAAUUUUAAUCGAGAAUUUGCAGACAUCUAACUAUUCAUGAGAAGUUCACUGUUUCUAUUCUUCUUUGUUGCAAAUUAUUUUUGCUAUGAUCCGGGAUUAUCUUGCAAUGUUUUGAAAUCAGAUGGUUAUUUCAGAUUAAUAAUUUGCUUUAAUUAUGUUAAUUAAACAUUUUUCUUUGGCCAACUAUAUUGGGAUGUGGCUUGUGCA
Molecule: messenger RNA, 2573 nt
Organism: Corticium candelabrum
Lineage: Eukaryota; Metazoa; Porifera; Homoscleromorpha; Homosclerophorida; Plakinidae
Product: homeobox protein Meis3-like
Exons: 10
Coding region: 394-2292 (632 amino acids)
Biological process (GO): animal organ morphogenesis; positive regulation of cell population proliferation; positive regulation of transcription by RNA polymerase II
Molecular function (GO): DNA-binding transcription activator activity, RNA polymerase II-specific; RNA polymerase II cis-regulatory region sequence-specific DNA binding
Source: RefSeq, a predicted model, not a curated record